AUGAGCUCCAGCAGGUGGGCGUGGGCGGUAGCCGAGGUGGCGGCAGGCGCGCAGGUGGCGGCGUACCUCGACGGAGCGGCGAGUCUGGUGGCGGGCGGCGGCGGAGGCGACUCGACGGGAUCACUGGCUCGGCGGGCGCGGGCGGUGGGCGCGGAGCUUGGCGUGGCAGAGCCGGAUGCUGUGGCCAUUUACGCCUCGCUUGUGCCGGUCUCGUUCUCAGGCGGGAUCAGGGUGCCUUUGCUCGACAUCGACUCCCGGUUUGUAGCCCUGGCCGAAAUCAAGCUACUUGCCGACGGCGCCCGCCCGGGCGAUGCGCUGCCUAGCUUUGCCACCGCGCAUGAAAUGGCGCACCUUGCCGAGCACCAUCCACUGGUGCUGACGGCUGUGCACAGCUUCAGCGCCGGGGCGGCGGCGGCGGGCAUUGUCUCGGCAUGGGCCGGCGGCGGGCGUCCGCUCAGUGCGCGGGUGGCAGCGACGGCGGCGGCAAUUGGCUUGGUCGUUGUGGCUGACACGCUUGCGUCGCAGCUGUGCGAGUUGCGGGCGGAUGCGCGGGCGGCAGGCGCAGGCUAUGCCGCAGCUGGCAUCGCUGCGCUCGAGAGCUAUGGUGAGCAGUUCGGCGUCCACCCCCUGGCAUGGAGCCGGCGGCAUCCGCCGCUGGCGCUGAGGCUUGCGCUGCUCCGCAAGUAUGGCGUUUAG
Molecule: messenger RNA, 696 nt
Organism: Thecamonas trahens ATCC 50062
Lineage: Eukaryota; Apusomonadida; Apusomonadidae
Exons: 2
Coding region: 1-696 (231 amino acids)
Biological process (GO): proteolysis
Molecular function (GO): metalloendopeptidase activity
Source: RefSeq, a predicted model, not a curated record